AUGACAACAAUUUAUUUCAAUCCCAAUACCAAGAUUAUAUUAAAUCCUAGAAGUAAUGUGACUAUCGCUGGUGGAGCCCAAGUUGUUCUUCCUCUUCCACCAAAGUUUGAAGGACCUUCAAAGAUUGUUACCCUGUCUGAUGGAACGACCAUCGUCCGAGACUUGAACGAGAUCAGAGUAAAUGGUCCAAAAGGGAAAACUGGUUAUGUGAACUCUCUCCCUGCAUACACUGUUGGAUGUCAUGGACGAACUCAAUAUCGUUCCCCUGAAGGCUCAUAUGAAUGGCUUCCAGAUGGAACCACCACCACCCCUUCAACCAAUAAUAACAACAAUGAUUUUUUAAAGAAACCAAUACAACAACGACAACAACGAAAAGAAUCAACAAUUAAACAACCAACAGAUAAUUAUAGUCUUUUAAGAAGACCUCAACAACAACAAGAGGAGGAUGUAGAACAAAAAGAGGAAGAUUAUGUUGGUGAAGAAAGUGGUGAACUUGAUUAUACAGAAUCUACUCCACAGCCAGAAGAAGUCUCUAUUCCAAAACCAACAACCGAAUUUGAAGAAUUUCCUCGAUUGGGAAAUAAAUCGAUUAAACAUAAAGGAUUGACUGUUAAACUAGGAUACGAUUUAUCAUUUUUUGGUAAUGAUCCCGUUUACAAUGAACGUACUUUGGAGCUUGAUAAUGGUAUUUUAAAGUGGAACAGUGGUUCAAAAGGACAGGUAGCCCUUGGUUCUUGGUGCUUUGCCAAAAGAGCUGAACCACAGACCUACAAGUUAAACGUUGCUCAUCCUGGUUCAUAUCGGAAAUUUUGUCGCAACAAUGAACACCAUAUCGCUGAAAGAGCUGACAAGAGAGUAAACAAAACUUAUGGAAUCCAAUUGCAUGUCGAUCCAAACAAUUGUCAGCCAGGAGACACCAAUCUAUGUUGUGAGAAGAAAGAGAUUGCAUACUACUUUUUCUUUUGCAAUGCUCAUCAAAGAGAUACAUGGCUCGAAAAGAUCAAUAGUUUACUUCCACCAAUCCACCCAGAACAAAGAUUUGAACAUCCUGCCAUCAUUGCACAGAAAGCUAGACUUGCUGAAGCUAGAGCGUUCCAAGAUGAAAAGCGAAAAGAAAGACUCCAAAAGAUGUCCAAUGCAAUGGCACACCCUCAUCUCUUGGCGAGAAUCAUUGCAGACUCCAAACUCCAAAAAGAUUCUCUCCUUAGAGCAGCUUAUAUAUCCUCAGCUACAAAGCUAUCGAAUGCAUUAAAAGUUGCUGAAUGCCAAGUUAUGAAUCUAAUCGAUUUUGAUAGAUUACUUGAUACUUUGUAUGAAGGUGCAAUCAUUCCACCAAUCAAUAAUAAUAAUAAUACUAGUGAACAAACAACUUUGAUUUAA
Messenger RNA from Cavenderia fasciculata, 1380 nucleotides. RefSeq lists its product as uncharacterized. The record is from RefSeq and is a predicted model, not a curated record. NCBI's taxonomy places the organism in Eukaryota, Evosea, Eumycetozoa, Acytosteliales, Cavenderiaceae. The transcript has a single exon. The coding region runs from base 1 to 1380 and encodes 459 amino acids.